Aspergillus oryzae RIB40 is the source of this 453-nucleotide messenger RNA. RefSeq lists its product as uncharacterized. The transcript has 2 exons. The record is from RefSeq and is a predicted model, not a curated record. Lineage: Eukaryota; Fungi; Ascomycota; Eurotiomycetes; Eurotiales; Aspergillaceae. Bases 1 to 453 code for a protein of 150 amino acids.
AUGCCAACGCUAUUCGUCGAGUGGGUUGACUCAGUCGUUUUCUUGCUCCGGUGCCUGUUACUCUCUUUAUUCACCUAUCACCUUGUCCACUCACGGGAUUCCCAAGAGCUAAAGAUUAAACCCAUGGAGUUCGCCAAAGCGUAUAUGGGCGACCAGUCUCUGCCAGUAAAUGAUCUACUCAAGGAACACCAGUCGGACGAGGGUGCUGCUCUCGAAGUGCGCUUGGCUGUCCCGAAUGAGAUACUGUACGACUCUGUGCGAUCAAUCGCCGCGCUGUCCAGCGAUACCGUCUACUUCACUCCUGGCAAGGAGAAAAAUAUGCCACCUCAAACGGUUCUCACGUACUUGCUACCGCUCAUGGAUCACUUGAAACCCUCGAAGGGAGUGGUACAGAAUGAAUAUGUUUGGCAUCCUCUUUCUCGGUUAGGUACGUCUACCGCAAUCGCUAAUUGA